GCCCACCUUCUGCCGCCGCCGCCGCUGCCGCCGCCGCCACAACCACCUUCUCCUCCGCUGUCCUCUUCUGUCCUCGCCUUCUGUCGAUUAUCAGGCUUUGAACCAGUAUGGCUGAACCCCGCCAGGAGUUUGACACAAUGGAAGACCAUGCCGGAGAUUACACUGUGCUCCAAGACCAAGAAGGAGACAUAGACCAUGGCUUAAAAGAACCUACCCCACAGCACCCCACCGAUGAUGGAUCGGAGGAACCAGGGUCGGAGACCUCCGAUGCUAAGAGCACUCCAACUGCUGAAGACGUGACUGCGCCCCUAGUGGAUGAGAGAGCUACCGACAAGCAGGCCGCUGCCCAGCCCCACACGGAGAUCCCAGAAGGAACCACAGCUGAAGAAGCAGGCAUCGGAGACACCCCGAACCUGGAGGACCAAGCAGCUGGGCACGUGACUGAAGAACCAGAGAAGGUCAAGAUUUUCUCACAAAGUUUGCUUGUCGAACCAGGGCAUCGUGAAGGCCAGGCCCCAGAUGCAGGGAUCUCAGACUGGACCCGCCAACAGGUGCCUAGCAUGUCUGGGGCUCCCCUCCUGCCACAAGGCCUCAGAGAGGCUACAUGCCAACUUUCGGGAACAAGACCUGAGGACGUAGAGAGAAGCCACCUGGCCUCUGAGCUGCUACAGCAAGGGCCACCUCAGAAGGAAGGCUGGGGCCAAGACAGGCUGGGGAGUGAGGAAGACGUGGAUGAAGAUAUCACCAUGGAUGAAUCAUCCCAGGACUCCCCUCCCUCCCAGGCCUCCCUGACCCCUGGCAGGGCAGCCCCUCAGGCCGGCUCCGUCUCUGUCUCCCAGGAAACCACUAGCAUGCCUGGGUUCCCAGCUGAGGGUUCCAUCCCACUUCCUGCUGAUUUCUUCUCCAAAGUCUCCACAGAAACCCAGGCCUCGCAGCCAGAAGGGCCUGGCAUGGGGCCCAUGGAGGAAGGGCACGAAGUUGCCCCUGAGUUCACGUUCCACGUGGAAAUCAAAGCCAGCACGCCGAAGGAACAGGAUUUGGAAGGGGCUACAGUGGUGGGGGCCCCUGGAGAGGAGAAAAAGGCCCAGGGCCCCUCUAUGGGAAAGGGCACCAAAGAGGCUAGCCUUCUGGAACCACCUGACAAGCAACCUGCAGCCGGCCUGCCAGGAAGGCCAGUCAGUCGGGUUCCUCAACUUAAAGCUCGAGUGGCCGGUGUAAGCAAAGACAGGACUGGAAAUGACGAGAAGAAAGCCAAGACAUCCACACCUUCCAGUGCUAAAACCCCGAGCAAUAGGCCCUGCCUUAGCCCCACACGCCCCACUCCUGGUAGCUCAGACCCUUUGAUCAAACCCUCCAGCCCUGCCGUGUGCCCUGAGCCAGCCACCUCUCCUAAACACGUCUCUUCUGUCACACCCCGAAAUGGCAGUCCUGGAACAAAGCAGAUGAAACUCAAGAGCGCUGAUGGCAAAACCGGGGCGAAGACCGCCACACCUCGGGGAGCAGCCACUCCGGGCCAGAAAGGCACAUCCAACGCCACCAGGAUCCCAGCCAAGACCACGCCCAGCCCAAAGACUCCUCCCGGGUCAGGUGAACCACCAAAAUCUGGAGAACGAAGCGGCUACAGCAGCCCCGGCUCUCCCGGAACCCCCGGCAGUCGCUCCCGCACCCCAUCCCUACCAACGCCGCCCACCCGAGAGCCCAAGAAAGUGGCAGUGGUCCGCACUCCCCCUAAGUCACCAUCUGCCAGUAAGAGCCGCCUGCAGACUGCCCCUGUGCCCAUGCCCAUGCCAGACCUAAAGAACGUCAGGUCCAAGAUUGGCUCCACUGAGAACCUGAAGCACCAGCCCGGAGGCGGCAAGGUGCAGAUAAUUAAUAAGAAGCUGGAUCUUAGCAACGUCCAGUCCAAGUGUGGCUCGAAGGACAAUAUCAAACACGUCCCGGGCGGAGGCAGUGUGCAAAUAGUCUACAAGCCAGUGGACCUGAGCAAGGUGACCUCCAAGUGUGGCUCAUUAGGGAACAUCCAUCACAAGCCAGGAGGUGGCCAGGUGGAAGUAAAAUCAGAGAAGCUGGACUUCAAGGACAGAGUCCAGUCGAAGAUUGGCUCCUUGGAUAAUAUCACUCACGUCCCUGGAGGAGGGAAUAAGAAGAUUGAAACCCACAAGCUGACCUUCAGGGAGAAUGCCAAAGCCAAGACAGACCACGGAGCAGAAAUCGUGUACAAGUCACCUGUGGUGUCUGGGGACACAUCUCCACGGCACCUCAGCAAUGUGUCCUCCACGGGCAGCAUCGACAUGGUGGACUCACCACAGCUUGCCACACUAGCCGACGAAGUGUCUGCUUCCUUGGCCAAGCAGGGUUUGUGAUCAGGCCCCCAGGGCAGGCAAUAAUCAUGGAGAGAAGAGAGAUCAUGAGAGUGUGGAAAAAAAAAAAAAAGAAUGAUCUGGCCCCUCGCCCUCUGCCCUCCCCGCUGCUCCUCAUAGACAGGCUAACCGGCUUGUCACCUAACCUGCUUUUGUGGCUCGGCUUUGGCUCGGGACUUCAAAAUCAGUGAUGGGAAAAAGUUAAAUUUCAUCUUUCCAAAUUGAUUUGUGGGCUAGUAAUAAAAUAUUUUUAAGGAAAAAAAAAACAUGUAAAGACAUGGCCAAAAAUCCCAACAUUUCCUUGGGCAAUUGCUAAUUGAUUUCCUCCCCCCCCCCAACCCUUCCUCUCUGUGUAUUAGAGGGUGAAGGAGGCGCUGGAGGCUGAUUCUGGGGAGUGGCUGAGGGACUAGGGCAACUAAUUGCCCACAGCCCCAUCCUAGGGGCAUAGGGACAGCGGCAGCAAUGAAAGAUGUGAGGCUUGGUGUGCUCGUGGAGCCUUAGGCAGGUGGUGUGAACUUUGUGUGGGUGUGAGUGAGGACUGAACAGCAAAGGCUGAGAGAUGGGUGGCCUAGGAGAGUCAAGGGAGAGAGGUGAGGAAGAUAGGUUGGAGGAGGGGACACUAGUUCCUUGCCAAGUAGCUUGGGAAGCACAGGUAGCCCCAGCUGCCUGCAACAGUCUUAGCUAACACAGAUGCCUACUUGAUGAAGCACUGUGGGGUACAGUGGGGGUGUGUGCCCCUUCUGAAGAGGCAGUGGGCAGAAGGAAGGUCGGCCAGAAGGUGGCACCUUGUAGGUUGGAUCUUUGCAGGCUGAUCUUGACAUCCGGUGCACUGGCUUCUUCCUCCCUCCCUGCAGGGUGGGAGGUCCUGAGCUGAGGAGCUUCCCUUUGCUCACACAGGAAAACCUGCUUUACUGAGUUCUGAAGUUUGGAACUACAGCCAUGAUUUUGGCCACCAUACAGACCUGGGACUUUAGGGCUAACCAGUUCUUUGUAAGGACUUGUGCCUCUUGGGGGACAUCUGCCUGUUCUCAAGCCUGGUCCUCUGGCACUUCUGCAGUGUGAGGGAUGGGGUGAUAUUCUGGGAUGUGGGUCCCAGGCCUCCCAUUCCUCACACAGCCACUGUAUCCCCUCUACUUGUCCUAUCAUGCCCACGUCCGCCAUGAAAGCCAGUCACUGCUGUCCAUACAUCAUGUCUCACUGUCCUGAGUGCCCAGCCUCCCCCAGCUCCAUCCCUGGCCCCUGGGUAGAUAUGGGCAAUACCUGCUCUUCACUAGGGGAUGGGGUCCAGGGAAGGCAAAGAUUUGGGCCUCAGUCUCUAGUCCUACGUUCCACGAAUCCAACCAGUGUGCCUCCCACAAGGAACCUUCCGGCCUUGCUUGGUUCGCUCCAUCACCUCCCAUCCUGGAUGGGAGCCAGUGUGUGCCUGGAUGACCCUGGACACCUCUGCUUUUUUUUACUUUAACAGUUGCCUCCUAUGCCUGACUCCUUCCUGUGUUGAACUGGAGUUAGCCAAGUCAGGUGUCAAUGUCCUGGCGUCAGUAUGAACAGUCAAGAGUCCCAGGGCAGGGCCACACUUCUCCCGUCUUCCGCUUCCACCCCAGCUUGUGAUUGCUAGCCUCCCAGAGCUCAGCCGCCAUUAAGUCCCCAUGCACGUACUCAGUCCCCACACCCCAGUUUGGGGAUCAUACCCCUUGAUUGAAAUGUUUUUCCUCUGGUCCCAUGGAAAUGGUGCUGCCUGCCCUGCUGGAGCAGUCAGCCAUCUCCGUAGAUGCAACCCUUUCUUUCCUGUCUGCACCCUGUUGCGAUGUAGUUGGAUUGUCUGUUUGUCUGGGUUCACCAGUGUGACUAUGAUAGUGAAAGAAAAGAAAAGAAAAAAAAAGAAAAAAAAAAAGGACGCAUGUAUCUUGAAAUAUUUGUCGAAAGGUUCCAGCCCAUCACAGGGUAUGGAGGGCCUGGAUAUCACUGGUCUCCUUCCUGACUUGGCUCCAGGCCAGGGCAGUGCUACCCUGCUGGGACAGCCUGUUUUGAAGGGUUUCUUCUGCAUCUGGGACCUCACAGACACUGGAUUGUGACAUUGGAGGUCUAUGACAUUGACUAAGGCCUGAAGCACAGGACCAGCUAGAGGCAGCAGGCUCCACCUGUCAGGGAGAGCUUGUGGCUGGCCUGUUUUGUAGAGUGAAGAUGGUCCUCUCUAAUCACAACUCAAGUCUCACAGCAGCCCUGAAAGACAUCUAAGAACUCCUGCAUCACAAGAGAAAAGGACACCAGUACCAGCAGGGAGAGCUGUGGCCCUAGAAAUUCCAUGACUCUCUAGUAGAUAGGCUUGGGCCUCUUCAAGCCUUGGCCUCUUCACCAUAGGGUUUGGGAUGGACUGCCCCACUGAUGAAGGGAACAUCUUAGGAGACUUCAUUUCUAAGGUGUCAGCCUCCCCUCCCCCACACCUUGCAUGACCUCCUACAAUUGCAGGGACUAGGCCUUUGAAGAUUAGGCCCAGAUUGGCCACUUCUGGCUUGGGUACUGUUUAGGACAAUGUGGAUUAUAGGAGGAAACAGCCAGCCUUUCCCACUAAAGAACUAUGUGCCCAGAGCGCCCCACUGCUGAUGGACUUUAGCUCUCCAUAGAAGUGAAGAGUCCGAUGGAGGAAAAGGAAGUGUGGUUUGACGGUUACCUUCAUCAUGGUUACCUGUUGUGGUUUUCUCUUGCAUCCAUUUACCCAUCCUGAAGUUCCUGUCCUUGAAUGGAGGGUGGGGUACUCUGCCAUUCUCUUGUAGGGCAGUCAGCCCAAAAAUCAUGGUUUGGAGUGAUCUGGUCAAUGCUGAGAGGCAGUUUACAAAGGGAUUCUGGCUUGUUACUUCAAAGAGGACAAUCCCCCAGGGCCCUGACACCUGUCUUUUCUAUGCCUCUCCACUCCAGAGCCAGUGUUUUUGGGUGGGCUAGAUAGGGUAUACAAUUUGCCUGGUUCCUCCAAGCUCUUAGUCCACUUAUCAAUAGUUCCAUUUAAAUUGACUUCAAUAAGAGUGUAUCCCAUUUGAGAUUGCUUGUGUUGUGGGGGAAGGGGUGGGAGGAAGAACAUGGUAAGAUAAUUCACAUGGGCAAAGGGAAAUCUUGGAGUGUAGCCAUUAAGCCAUCUUGUAACCCCAUUCAUGAUUUUGACCACUUGCUAGAGAGAAGAGGUGCCAUAAGGCUAGAACUUGGAGGCUUGUCCCAUGGACAGGCAAGGCAGAGGCAGCCAGAUAGGUCCCUGCCCUCCCAGCCAGGCGCAGCUCUCAGGUCUGUGUAGGAAAUCUAUGAACUGCUCUUGCCUGCUGCCUUCUUGUGGUGUCCAGAGCCCAGUCAAUGCCUCCUCGAAACCCUGGCUUCCUUCCCUCUAAUCCAUUGGCACAUCAGCAUCACCUCUGGAUCGACUUCAGAUCCAUAGCCUACACUAGCAGCAGUGGCCAAGACCACUUCCUUUAUCCUCGUCUGUUCUCCAGGAAAGUAAGUAAGUGGGGAUGAGGGUGGAGGUGGUAAUCAACUAUAGGUCUGCAGCUUUAUGAGCCUUCCAACUUCUCUCUGGCUUCUGAAAGGGUUACUUUGGGCAGUAUCUCAGUCUCACCCUCCUGAUGGACUGUAGCCUGUGCAGUUACUGUGCUGGGCAUGAUCUCCAGUGCUUGCAAGUCCCAUGAUUUCUUUGGUGAUUUUGAGGGUGGGGGGAGGGACACGAAUCAUCUUAGCUUAGCUUCCUGUCUGUGAAUGUCCAUAUAGUGUAUUGUGUUUUAACAAAUGAUUUACACUGACUGUUGCUGUAAAAGUGAAUUUGGAAAUAAAGUUAUUACUCUGAUUAA
This is a messenger RNA of Grammomys surdaster, 6184 nucleotides long. It is a transcript of the gene Mapt, whose product is annotated as microtubule associated protein tau. The transcript is spliced from 14 exons. The record is from RefSeq and is a predicted model, not a curated record. Gene Ontology annotation, molecular function: microtubule binding. Lineage: Eukaryota; Metazoa; Chordata; Mammalia; Rodentia; Muridae. The coding region runs from base 108 to 2363 and encodes 751 amino acids. Gene Ontology annotation, cellular component: neuron projection. Gene Ontology annotation, biological process: microtubule cytoskeleton organization; neuron projection development.